Messenger RNA from Owenia fusiformis, 1286 nucleotides. The record is from the annotation of a GenBank genome assembly. NCBI's taxonomy places the organism in Eukaryota, Metazoa, Annelida, Polychaeta, Sabellida, Oweniidae.
CAAUACAGCCAAUAGGAAACACUGCGCUGUGGAAUACAAUUUAUUUUCAGUUAACAUCUGGGAAACAUUGGAACAGAAAUGGCGAUCAUUCGAAAAAUACUUGCUUUAAUUACUGCUAUGGUCAGUUUGUAUGUUUUUUGGAUGGCACAUGUACAGGAUGCUAAACAAUUUAAAACACUCCCCCCAAUACAAAACCACCAUCAAAUGAACAAUACUCCUAUUAUCCCAGCUUCGAGCAAACAAAAUACAAUAGCAGGAGCUAUUUCAAAACAUCAAAUGAACAAUACUCCUAUUAUCAAAAGCAAACAAAAUGCAAUGUCGGGGGGUGUUUCAAAACAGAUUCUUUGGUAUAAUGAUUUUUUUGGUGCACAACAUCCAUGUUUUGAGACCCCUUCAUUAUGUUUAAAAUUAUGUCCCGAGUAUAAAUGCACUCUAACAAGCAACAAAGCUUUGUACAAUGAAAGUGAUGCAGUUAUAUUCCAUCUAGUUGGCCUUGGGAACACCCCACCUGUAAAACAUCCGCAUCAAGCUUGGAUAUUUUUCUUGAUGGAAUCACCAUCAAAUUAUCCACACAUACCAAGUAAUUAUAACAACAAAUUUAAUUGGACAGCAACUUUUAUGAGAGUAAGUGACGUCCAUGUGCCGUAUUCUGUAACUAAAAAAUUGCCAGAAAUAAAUCAAACUGCUUUGAAGAACAUAGACUUUUAUGCAGGCAAAGAAAAGAAGAUAAUAUGGGCUGUUAGUAACUGUCAUACAAUAGGAGGUAGAGAGAAAGUAGUAGAAGCACUAAAGAAACUAGGAUGGCAGGUUGAUAUAUAUGGUGGUUGUGGGUCCAAGAAAUGUCCACGUGGAAGCGAGUGUGAAAAAAACAUUGGAAAAAACUACAUGUUUUAUCUAGCAUUUGAGAACAGCCUAUGUGAGGAUUAUAUAACAGAAAAACCUGGAAAUGCCAUUAUUAGAUGGGAGAUUAUACCAAUAACUUAUGGUUAUGGAAAUUACACAGCACACCUUCCCCCGAAUUCAUUCAUAAACGUCAACUCAUUCAAAACUGUUAGUGAUCUGAGUAAACACCUCAAUAAGGUGGCAGAGUCAAGAGACCUGUAUAACAGUUAUUUUGAAUGGCGCAAAACACAUUCUUAUUUGCCAAGUAACUUUUAUUGGGCUUGUGAUAUUUGCAAAAAAUUACAUAACAAUCACCAGAAUUAUUAUAAAGACAUGGAAAAGUGGUGGUCUAAAGAUCGAUGUAUUUCGAUGCCUAUUUCACUCUGACAAGCCUUCUCUAUGGC